Messenger RNA from Eruca vesicaria subsp. sativa (arugula), 2931 nucleotides. Lineage: Eukaryota; Viridiplantae; Streptophyta; Magnoliopsida; Brassicales; Brassicaceae. The record is from the annotation of a GenBank genome assembly.
AUGGCUGAGAGAGACGUCGAACAGGCUACAUUUAAAAGAUAUCCACGACCGGAGAAAGAGUAUCAAUCCUUUUCACUCAUAUGUCCUGACAGGUCCUUGGAUUUGAUAUGUAAAGACAAGGACGAAGCAGAAGUGUGGGUUGUUGGUCUGAAGGCACUGAUCACUCGUGUAAAAAUCUCCAAAUGGAAAAACAAUAUCAAACCUGAGAUCACUUCACCUGAAUGUCCAACACCUCAUGCACGAAGAGUGUCUCCAUUCGUAUCAAUCCUUGUGAGUUACACAACAUUUCAUGAUCAAGUUAUUCAGCCCUCUACCGAGACUUCUACACCAAACCGGUUAGGAAAAGUCUUUGCCGACGUUGUCUCAAUAACUGCACCACCCAAUAACAACCAGACAGAAGCCAAUUACUGUCCUAUCUCUCCCGGAAAUGUCGAAAACUCACGCUUCUCCACCGGUGGUGACCUGGCUAGAAUCAGUAUGUCUAGCGCUGUGAGCACAUCUAGCCACGGUUCGUUUCACGAAGAGUUUGAUGCUUUAGGUGAUGUUUUCCUCUGGGGUGAAACUAUAAGUGAUGGUGUACUAGAAGAUGCACUUUUACCAAAAGCAUUAGAGUCAACAAUAGUUCUCGAUGCUCAAACCAUAGCAUGUGGUAGGUGUCAUGCUGUUUUAGUUACAAAGCAAGGAGAGAUCUUCAGCUGGGGAGAAGGCAAAGGUGGGAAGCUAGGACAUGGAUUAGAAAAAGAUACUCACCAACCAAAGUUCAUUAGUAGUGUCAGAGGAAUGAGUUUCAAAUCUUUAGCAUGUGGUGAGUUUCAUACAUGUGCUGUUACUCAAUCUGGUGAUCUUUACAGUUGGGGUGAAGGCAAUUUACUUGGGCAUGGGAGUGAAUCUAGCUCCUGGCUUCCUAAGAGAGUCACUGGUGUGUUACAAGGGAUUCAUGUGACGUAUGUGGCUUGUGGUCCGUGGCAUACAGCAGUGGUUGCAUCGUCAGGACAGUUGUUUACAUUUGGAGAUGGAUGUUUUGGUGCUCUAGGUCAUGGAGACAGAGGAAGCUCUAGUGUUCCACGUGUAGUGGAAAGCUUAAGUGAGCUAAGAGUAGUGAGAGUUUCUUGUGGAGUUUGGCAUACAGCUGCAGUGGUGGAGGUUACAAAUGAAGCAUCUGAUGAUGCUGAGCUAUACUCUUCGUGUGGACAACUGUACACAUGGGGAGAUGGUGAGAAAGGACAGCUUGGUCAUGGUGACAAUGUGGCAAAGCUACUCCCUGAGUGUGUAACCUCAUUGACAGAUGAACACAUCUGCCAAGUUGCUUGUGGACAUAGUCUCACUGUCUCUCUUACAAUCAAAGGACAUGUGUAUACAAUGGGUAGCCCGGCUUACGGCCAGCUGGGUAACCCUACGGCUAAGGAGAAGCUCCCUUCACGCGUGGAAGGAGACAUAGCAGAGGCUUGUGUAGAGGAGAUUGCGUGUGGUUAUCAUCAUGUGGCUGUGUUGACAUCUAAAUCAGAGGUUUACACUUGGGGGAAAGGAUUAAAUGGGCAGUUAGGACAUGGAACCGUUGAGAACAAAAGAGAACCUGCUGUUGUUGGGUUCUUGAAAGAAAAACAAGUCAAGACUAUAACAUGUGGUUCCAACUUCACUGCUGUGAUUUGUCUUAACAAAUGGGUACCUGGCUCUGAACAUUCACUAUGUGCUGGUUGUCGUAACCCUUUCAACUUUAGAAGAAAACGUCACAACUGUUACAACUGUGGUCUCAUCUUUUGUAAAGUAUGCAGCAGUAGAAAGUCUUUGAGAGCUGCUCUUGCGCCUGAUAUGAACAAACCAUAUAGAGUGUGUUAUGGAUGUUUCACCAAACUGAAAAGGUCUAGAGAACGGUCUCCUCCACCUCCUCCAACUCCACGCACCAAAAACCUUCUUAAUAUGCUAAAAUCGACAGAUGUUUCAGAAAAAACUCCAAAACUCCUCUCACCACAUUCAAGAAUAGCCUCAGCUGACUCUUUAGUGCAUUAUGGUGAAGGAAAACACAACAGAAGAGAGAUGAAACCUGAAGUAAGUAACAGUAAUGUCUUCUCCUUUGCCAGUUCACAGCCAGCUUUGUCGCCAUUAUCAAGAGGAUCAAUAGCUUGGCCUAGAAUCUCCAAAAAUAUGAUAGUUAAAGUUCCUGGUUCAAAAGUGAGUUCUAGGACAGCAUCUCCAGUUUCAGUGAAGUCAACUAGUCCACGCCCAUCUUAUGAAGUAGCAUCUGAUGAAACUAAACAAACAAAAGACAGUUUUGGUCAAGAAAUGGUGGGUCUAAAGGAACAGGUAGAACAACUUACUUCCAAAACACAACAACUUGAAGAGGAACUAGAAAAAACUAAAAGGCAGUUGAAAGUGGUCACUGCAAUGGCAGCAGAUGAAGCAGAGGAAAACAGAUCUGCAAAGGAAGUUAUUAGAUCUCUAACCACUCAGUUGAAGGAAAUGUCUGGAAGAGGAUCUCAAAAGGAUGAUACUAGCACUAACUUAAGACACACAGAAAAAGAGACAAUAUCAGAGAGUCAAACUCAGACUAGUUCCCAGACACAUAUAAGAAGUAUGGUCCCUCAUGAUAGUCAACCAGAUAACAACUUAACAAGUAAGAGUUUUGUUAAUGGACAUAGAAGACAUAAUGAGAAGGGAGAGAGAGUUGUGCAAGAUGAACCUGGAGUGUAUUUGACAUUGUUGUCUUUACCUGGUGGUGGUAAUGAACUCAAGCGUGUCCGGUUCAGUCGGAAACAGUUUACUGAAGAACAAGCAGAGAAGUGGUGGGGUGAAAAUGGAGCUAAAGCUUGCGAGCGACACAACAUUCUAGUUUCCUAGGAUCUCAUAUGUCUUCAAUAGAGGAAGAAGGGAGAGAGACAAAGAAAAGAUAGCCACAUAUAGAAUAAAUAGAGAAACAUGUGUUCUGAGAGUUAA